This is a messenger RNA of Chondrus crispus (carragheen), 1249 nucleotides long. RefSeq lists its product as hypothetical. The transcript is spliced from 4 exons. Lineage: Eukaryota; Rhodophyta; Florideophyceae; Gigartinales; Gigartinaceae. Gene Ontology annotation, biological process: protein transport to vacuole involved in ubiquitin-dependent protein catabolic process via the multivesicular body sorting pathway. The coding region runs from base 1 to 534 and encodes 177 amino acids. Gene Ontology annotation, cellular component: ESCRT II complex. Gene Ontology annotation, molecular function: structural molecule activity; protein homodimerization activity. The record is from RefSeq and is a predicted model, not a curated record.
AUGGCUCAGUACGUAUUCCCGCCGUUCCACUCCUUCCCGCCUUCGUACACCCGCCAACCCGUGGAGGCGACGCGCGCGAAGCAGACGCAGCUGUGGUGCGACCUGAUCCGCGACUACUGCCGCGUGCACCACAUCUUCUGGUUGGACGUGAGCGUCGCCCGCGAGUCUAAUUUGUUUUCCAAUCCAGCUAUUGAUCGUCGUCUUUCAGAUGACGACGUGCGCUACUUCUUGGGGCAGCUCGUCGCUAGGGGGGACGCAGAAUGGGACCCCGAUCGCAAACGUUGUCUUGUGUUUUGGAGACAGCCCAGCGAUUGGGGGCAGCUUAUUUAUCAGUGGGUUGACGCAACCGGGAAGAAUGGAGAGCUACUUACAGUUCACGAGAUUCGGAAGGGAAGCGCUACUGUUGGGAGAGAGUUUCAUGGUCUAGAACUUGAUACAACGAUUCGCGCGUUGCAAGCUCUUGAGGCCCUCGGGAAGUGUGCCAUUGUCCAGGGUGAUUCGGCCGACUCUUUGGGAGUUAAAUUCGCAAUGUAAGUACAUUGCCACACAGAAAUUCAUUUCAGUUAUUUCCUGCUGGCGUUUUCUUUGUCGACUUGCUCGGUUUCCUCCAAUUCGUAAUCAUUAUCAGAGUAGUCCAUGACUUCUCUUGGAACGUCUGCCAUGGGAUGUUUCGGUGCAUCCGUGAUCCUGAUGGGGGUGUUUUCCCUCAACUCCUCUUCCUCUUCAAAAGCCUUUGCUUCCCCUUCAUCAGCCAUUUUGUAGAAAUGGGCUGCAACCUUUUUGUUGGUGGGCACGCCUUGCCCAUGAUAAUACAUCGAUCCAAUGUUUCUUAGCGCAGGAAUGCUCCCGGCUACUACGGCCUCUUGAUACAUCAGGAAUGCUUUGUGAUAAUCUUGACGAGUUCCCAGCCCAUGGAAGUGCAUGACGGCUGCAGAACACAAUGCUUCCUUCUCUCCAAGUUUGCCCGCUGUUGUGAAGUGAUUCAAGGCCUUUUGAUAGUCGGAGCCGACGCCGUCUGUGCCCUUAUAGUACAUAUCACCCAAGCACGCAUGCGCAGGUCCGUGUCCCAAGCUAGCGGCUUCAGAAACAUAUCUUCUGAAAGCACCCUCGCUGGGUUCGAGCCCACCCUCGCCGUUGCGGUGCAUCAACGCGAGGUAGUAGACAGCGCCCGGAUGCUUCUUCUCUGCGGCUAGCUCUAUAUACUGCCGAGAACUGGCGGCGUCACUUUUGCCGUGCGCACUGCCGACGC